AUUCCGCUUGACUUUCUCGUGAUGACAUGUAAACAACUUGUCCAUACUUCAAAUGCAAUUUGUAAAUAGAUAGCAUCCCGAACCAAGUCUUUCCGAAUAGAACAGGCUGCAAAACCGAGAAUUAUCGCUUUGCCCGUGGGUUUUGGCCGGAUAGGGGCAACGGUUUCAAAACCUCUCUGCAUUGGGCAAGCGGUGCAACCAUUCGCAAGUGCAAUAUGGAACCGACGUCACAGACGAAAGGCAGUUCCGAGUCCGAGCUACGGGAAGACGUACCGAACGAUAACCCCGAGACGUACUGUCGACUAUGUUUCUCCGAAACCAAUGUGCAUCCUCUCUUCCCACAGCAUGGAGGGCUGAUACGGGAAAUGACGGAAAAGAUAAGACGAUGCGCCGGCAUACAUAUCAGUGUGCGGGACGACUAUCCGGCUGGAUUAUGCUUUGCGUGCCUAUCGAUACUCGACGAAAUCCACCAGUUUCAGCAGCGAAGUAAACACUGUGACGAAAUCAUCCGAACGAAGCGUGGUCUGCUGGAGCAAAUAACGGUGAAGGUGGAAAUGACUGAGGAGGACGGUGUACACUUUGUCCCCCCUGGCGGAGGAAGCUGUACCGGUCUGGGAGCUAGUGAAGACUACACCAAUGACGAUUGUCUUACCGAGAGCAGUAUUAUUGCGGAAGCUAUUACCAGUUUGAACGGAAUUGGCGAACUGAUGGGAGCAUUUCACAACAGUACCGACCCGUCGUCCACAUCGCUGCUGUUAAAAACCGAGGUAGAAGGUAGUGCCGGUAGUAAGGACCAUCGGUGUAUGGUAUGCAGCAAGCUUUUCCCGGAUCGCGAAGCAUGGAUGAUCCAUUUGGCGGAGCAUGCCGACGAACGGCCCUACCAGUGCAUGGAGUGUUUGGCACAGUUUCGCGAGAAGCGAUCCCUAGCCAGACACAUGAAAGCCGUACACGAGGAAGUGCGCGAUCGCCAGUGCCCAUACUGUCCUAAGUCAUUCAAGUACAGCCAUCAUCUGCGAUACCACAUACGAACGCAUACGGGAGAGAAACCGUACGUCUGCGAGAUAUGCAACGAUUGCUUUUCGCAGCACAUACAGUGGAAACGGCAUAUGGCAAAGCACCAGCAGGUACGGAAACCCCCGCCACCGCCACCGCCAGUUGCCGUUGCACCGCGAAGCACUCCUGCCGAAGAACCAAAAACAAUCAAAUGUGAAUUUUGUCCCCGGGUGUUCUCGCGCCUGCAAGACUACCGGAGGCACCAACCGAGCCAUAAUGCACACAACCUUAAUUUAAGCUCUUUGCAGCACCAUGCACAACUACAUCACCUGCAACAACAGCAGCACCAACCAAGUUUACAGCAAAACAAUAUAAUACUUCAGCACCCGCAACUAGCGCCUCACGUACAACCUCAAGACAACCUCGCACAUCUAGGCACGCAAUUAGCGCAAAGAGAAUAGCACCGUAAAGGUAAAUUCACCUAUUUCUACCGGUGCAACGGUGCUCGGACGACCAAACUGCAGUUUCCUACUUCGGAGAGGAAUACUAACUUUCGUUUCCCACACGAACGAAAGCAUGCAAGUACCGAUAUUCGAAUAAAAACCAACCACAGUUAGUUUAUUGUA
Anopheles stephensi (Asian malaria mosquito) is the source of this 1619-nucleotide messenger RNA. RefSeq names its product zinc finger protein 287-like. Lineage: Eukaryota; Metazoa; Arthropoda; Insecta; Diptera; Culicidae. Gene Ontology annotation, molecular function: zinc ion binding. The record is from RefSeq and is a predicted model, not a curated record. The transcript is spliced from 2 exons. Gene Ontology annotation, cellular component: nucleus. The coding region runs from base 216 to 1454 and encodes 412 amino acids.